Cornus florida is the source of this 1591-nucleotide messenger RNA. RefSeq lists its product as uncharacterized. The transcript has 12 exons. The coding region runs from base 340 to 1305 and encodes 321 amino acids. The record is from RefSeq and is a predicted model, not a curated record. Gene Ontology annotation, cellular component: intracellular membrane-bounded organelle. Gene Ontology annotation, molecular function: thiolester hydrolase activity. Lineage: Eukaryota; Viridiplantae; Streptophyta; Magnoliopsida; Cornales; Cornaceae.
UUUUGGUGUUCAUUUGUGAUUAUCAUAGGGAAUAUCGCGAUGGAAUAGUCACCAUCAAUAAAGUUUUAUGUUUUAUGUUUUAUGUUUUAUGUUUUAUUUUUUAUUUUUCAUUUUAUUUUAUUUUGUUUCUGGCAAAUCUGAUGAACGUUUUAAUUAUUUUCACUUGACAGCGAUGCCUCAGGCCAUCCAACCGUAUCAAUCCAUUAUUCUCCCUCCAGUUUCUCUCUCUAGUUUCCCUCUAUAUAUACAUGUGUAGCUUCUUCAUUCUCUUCACUCCUGCAACUUCCACAUUGUUGCAAAGACACUCAAAUAUAUAUAUAUAUAUUAUUCUCCAAAACAAUGGCUACUAACCCAGUAACAGUACUACCAAAUACUGUUUUCACCAUCAUCUUCAUCUUCACUCUCACUGUCAUAGCAACCACAAAACCUCUACCUUUUGUGGUGUUCCAUGGUAUUGUAGAUGAGUGCAAAAGUGCUAAAGUCACAAAUUUCACUGAUAGUCUCAAGGAAUGGUCCGGUGCUGAAGGAUUUUGUGUAGAAAUUGGAAAUGGAUACAUGGAUACCAUAUUUAAGCCCCUUACGCAACAGACUGCAAUUGCUUGCGAAAAGGUCAAGAGCAUGAGUGAACUCAGUAAUGGUUAUAACAUAGUUGCAAUUUCUCAGGGUAACAUGGUAGCUCGAGGGGUUAUUGAGUUUUGUGACGGAGCACCUCCUGUGAAGAAUUACAUAUCAGUAGGAGGUCCUCAGGCUGGGGUAGCUGCUGCUCCUUGUCUUGUGAAUAACACGCUUGGAGACUUCGCGUGCUCUGUCACUAAUGAUGCCCUGAAGUUGGGGGUUUACACCGAAUUUGUACAGAAUAUAUCGGCACCUGCAGGUUUUAUUAAAAUUCCAACCGAAAUUGAUUGGUAUUUGAAAGGAUGUAAGUUUCUUCCAAAGCUUAACAAUGAAAUCAAUGGUAGUAGAAACUCUACUUACAGGGAACGGUUUACCAGUUUGGACAAUUUGGUGCUUAUCAUGCAUGAACAAGACAGUGUUUUGGUACCUAAAGAAACCUCCUGGUUUUGGUAUUAUCCAGAUGGGUCUAAGGACACUGUUUUGCCUGCAAACCAGACAAGUCUGUACACGGAAGAUUGGAUCGGUUUGAAAACCUUGGAUGACGCCGGAAAGGUGACAUACUUAAGUGUGCCGGGAGAGCAUGCAAAUAUGUCUUUCAGUGACAUGCAAACAUAUAUUGUACCAUACAUAAACGGGUCUAUUUCACUCUCAAUGGUGGAAUCAUCUUUCAUGUCGUUGUCAUCAAUCUGAUGAAAUUCAGUGGAGGAUUCGAUCCGGUUGAGCUAAUGCAAGUACGUACCUCCAGUUCGACGCAAACCAGUGACCAAAUAAAUGGGAAUGUAUUCCUGUACCGUCUUUCAUUUUAGUUCGGUCUAAGACUUCUCAAAAUACCUCACAUUUGCGAGGAACAAUGUAUCUAUCCUGUUUGUAGUAUUGUCUACAUUACUGUCCAACAUUAAGAUUAGUAUUAUGUUGGUUUGGUUGGAAACUAUUAUCUUCAUUAUGUGUGUGAUAAUUUAUCACGGGUUUUUUCCAA